AUGGAGCCCUACAGCACAGAGUUCUGCAUGACUCAAUUUUUGGAGACCCACACCCAUGCAAUUUUUUUCUCUAGUACCAGGGUCUGUUUCUGCUGGCACGACCUGGACAACAGCGAAUACGACUGCUGGCCUCUCAUCCAACCAAACGAGUCCAACAUGAUCCAGUGUGGAGGUCUGGAGAUGGCGUGGGUAGUGCGCCCCCCGGAGACUGUAAAGACUGGUGAAAUCUUCAGUGUCACGUACUCUGUCACUGCACAGGACUCCUUCUAUCAGUGGGCUGUAGACAAUAAGAUAUUCAGCCAAAGUUCUAUAGUGGACGCACAGUCGGCUCGGAGGUUCUGUGAACAUGUGGACUGUCCCUCAAACUGGAAAGACGCCAAUGGAGAAAACUGCUGCAUCCACCACGCCAACAUCCACUCCUGCCCAAUGACAUACAUGACAACUGAGAGCAUUUGUGGACCCUGGAUUCCUGAUGAUGGAAAGAUCUUCACCCACACGAUCUCCACUACAGGGAAAAUGACCCAAACCAACUGGACCGCGAAGGUGAUUUUGUUCCACCCGGGCCUCACGUCUCUGAUCGCGCACAUCAGAGUGGGUCACAUGCAGGUGGCGCUAGAGGCCAAGAGCACCGUCACGCCUGCUGUCAUCUGCGGCGACGGCGUGUGUGAGGAGCCGGAGCUUUGUCGUACGUGUCCUGCAGACUGUGGAGAGUGCCCCAUGAGCACAGGCACCAAAGUGGGCAUCGCUCUGCCCCUGGGGAUCCUCUGCACCUGCUGCGCCCUCCUCUGCUCCUGGCUGUGGUAUCAGAAACAGAAGCUGCUUUGGGACGAGAGCUGGAUUAUUGACUUCUCCAAAAUCGAACAAGACCAGCGUGGCCGUGUGACCAUGGGCAGUAUCGCGAGUGCUCCUCUGGGGAACAGUGAGAGUAACAGCAGCUGUGUGACGGCUCUGAGCUGCUGCACAGGAGGAGCCAAAAAAAACACCUUCAUCUGCACCGGAAUCUAUGACGGCCGAACUGUGGCCAUAAAAAAAAUCCACACAAAGACGUUCUCUUUGUCUAAAACCAUCAGACAGGAAGUGAAACAAGUCCGGGAGUUGGACCAUCCAAACCUGUGUAAGUUUAUCGGAGGCUGUGUGGAGACGCCUAACAUUGCCAUAGUGACUGAAUACUGCCCCAAAGGAAGUCUGAAUGAUGUGCUGAUCAACGACGAGAUCCCGCUCAACUGGGGAUUCAGGUUUUCUUUUGCAAUGGACAUUGCCAGAGGGAUGUCGUACCUGCAUCAGCACCGCAUCUGUCACGGACGCCUCAAGUCUCUCAACUGUGUCCUGGACGACCGCUGGGUCUGCAAGAUCACAGAUUUUGGCCUGACCACAUUUCGACGUGAUGACGGAGCAGAGCCAGUGACCUUUUACCAGCAGAGACUGAUGGAGGUGUAUCUGCCCCCAGAGUUUCAGAACUCAAGCCUGGAGCCCACUCAGCCUGGAGAUGUGUUCUGUUACUCCAUCAUUUUGUUGGAGAUUGCAACUCGCAGUGAUCCAGUGCCUGCAGAGGAGUCAAACCUGGAGACCUCGUGGUGUCUCCCGUUACCUGAACUGAUCCGGAGCAAAACAGACAACUCCUGCCCCUGUCCCACCGACUAUGUGGAGCUGAUCCGCAGGUGCCGUUCGAAUAACCCCGCCCAGAGACCCACGUUUGAACAGAUCAAGAAGUUUGUCCAUCGGAUAAACCCAGUCAAAGGCAGCCCUGUCGACAUGAUGAUGAACCUGAUGGAGAAGUACAGUAAACACCUGGAGGUUUUGGUGGCAGAAAGAACCCAGGAUCUGAUGCAUGAGAAGCAGAAGACUGACCGCCUGCUCUACAGCAUGCUCCCGAGACAAGUGGCCGAUGAUCUGCGUCAAGGCAUCACCACCCAGGCUCAGAGUUACGCCAGCGCCACUGUUUUCUUCAGUGACAUAGUGGGCUUCACUCAGCUCUCCAGCAGCAGUACUCCGUAUCAGGUGGUGGAUCUGCUGAACAAACUCUACACCACCUUCGACGACAUCAUCGACAACUACGACGUCUACAAAGUGGAGACCAUCGGAGACGCAUACAUGGUGGUGUCUGGAGUGCCCAAAGAGAACGGGAUCCUUCACGCCUCAGAGAUCUCCAGCAUGGCCCUGGACCUGGUGUCAGUGUGUAAGAGCUUCAAGAUCCCCCACAAACCCAACAUGCAACUGCAGAUCCGAGCUGGGAUACACUCAGGUCCAGUCGUGGCCGGGAUCGUCGGGACCAAAAUGCCUCGGUACUGUUUGUUUGGAGACACAGUGAACACAGCGUCUCGGAUGGAGUCCACCAGUGUGGCGUUGAAGAUCCAGUGCAGCUCGAGUGCGUUCUUUCUGUUGGAGGAGAUUGGAGGAUACGUGCUGGAGUGCAGAGGGACUCUACAGGUCAAGGGUAAAGGAGACAUGGUGACGUACUGGCUCGAGGGGAAGAAGGCAAAUUUGGUCAAAAAGGAAGUAAACACCGAAUCCAAAACAUCCAAGCUGGUCACCAUGGAUUCUGGAGUGGUUACCACGGAUACGGAUGCUGAGACAGAGAUGUACCGUUCGUUACCGGGAACGCUCAACCAUGACCUUCUCACCAUGGAAUAA
Boleophthalmus pectinirostris (great blue-spotted mudskipper) is the source of this 2631-nucleotide messenger RNA. RefSeq names its product atrial natriuretic peptide receptor 1-like. The transcript has 24 exons. Lineage: Eukaryota; Metazoa; Chordata; Actinopteri; Gobiiformes; Gobiidae. Gene Ontology annotation, molecular function: peptide receptor activity; guanylate cyclase activity; ATP binding. The record is from RefSeq and is a predicted model, not a curated record. Gene Ontology annotation, biological process: receptor guanylyl cyclase signaling pathway; cGMP biosynthetic process; protein phosphorylation. The coding region runs from base 1 to 2631 and encodes 876 amino acids.